UGCUCCUCGCCUCGUCUUAUAGUAUUUUUCAUCGACAGCAAUCUGUCGAAUCGUUUCGUUUUCACUUCCCAUUUCUGCUGCACGGUAUAUAUUGUCUACCAACGAUCCUGAAAACAGACUAUGCGUAAAAUUGUCUGUUAGUUGGUUUGGUUUGUUGCGCCGCGAAGUGACGCGCGAAGACAAAAACAAGGAUGCAUCGACGACGGAGAUGAGCGCUGGCGUGUUGAAAGAUUUGAACGAUGGCAAUUAACAUCAUCGUCGUUCAACAGUAUCAUUUCGGAGUUGUGAUAACGACAACGGUGGCGGAAAAGAUGAACAAGUGGCGAUGACAGGCCUGAUUUUGGAGAACGCUGACCUGAAUCUUCUGUUUCCGAAAUGCCGGCCUAAGCUGAACUGCAGCAGUCCAGGCGCAGGCGGCGAAAACAACAACAAUAACGCUUCAUCAUCAUCAUCAUUAUCAUCGUCCGCCAAUCAUACCAACGACGAUAUGCUCGAACUCGAACGCGACACCUCUGAAAGGUGUAGAAAGCGUACGAACGGUCGCAAGAAAUCCCUGUCCCGUCGUCAGUCAAGCUUAGCAGAUCAGCAGGCAUCGUCGACGACAACGACGACGGCAGCAAUAGCGAGCGAUGAGAGUGUCAUAAGCCUAAGGAAGCAACAGCAGCAUCAAGCGGCAAGUUCGUCAAGUUCGUCGUCGGCGUCGGGGAGAUAUAGCGAUGAGCCGCCGAACCAAGCUUACGCUAGUGAUGACCAACAGGCGCAAUCACAGCAGGACGAUAGUGGCACCGAGGACAGUCCUGUUUACAUACUUACCUCGGCCAAAGGCGAUCGCAGCUAUAACUCAGGGACUCCAG
Molecule: messenger RNA, 854 nt
Organism: Phymastichus coffea
Lineage: Eukaryota; Metazoa; Arthropoda; Insecta; Hymenoptera; Eulophidae
Product: osteocalcin 2-like
Exons: 3
Source: RefSeq, a predicted model, not a curated record